Leptinotarsa decemlineata (Colorado potato beetle) is the source of this 1260-nucleotide messenger RNA. RefSeq names its product piggyBac transposable element-derived protein 4. The record is from RefSeq and is a predicted model, not a curated record. Lineage: Eukaryota; Metazoa; Arthropoda; Insecta; Coleoptera; Chrysomelidae.
AUGUUGGGAUUAAUUUAUAUGGCUGGAAUUAUGAAAGGAAAUAAAUUGAACCUAGAAGAUCUAUGGAGAAAAGAUGGAUACGGAAUUGAAAUCUUUCAUUUGACAAUGUCUUUACAAAGAUUUAGAUUUUUAUUGAGAAAUAUAAAAUUUGACAAUGUUGAGACUAGACUAGAGGGAAGAGCGUUGGAUAAAUUGGCACCAAUUCGUAAGUUAUUUGACCUCUUUGUAUCUCAUUGUGUAAAAGGGUAUCACCAUUCUGAGUUCGUAACUAUAGAUGAAAUGCUUCCAGCUUUUUGCGAAAGAUGUGCCUUUCGCCAAUAUAUGCCAAAGAAACCAUCAAAAUAUGGUAUAAAAUUAUUUGCCUUGUGCGAUGCAAAAAUGUUUUACACAAGCAAUCUGGAGGUUUACGUUGGUACACAACCUGAGGGAAUAUAUAAAGUAUCCAAUGCUUCAGAAGAUGUAGUUACCAGGAUGUGCAGUCACAUAUCAGGCAGUGGACGAAACGUAACUAUGGACAACUGGUUUAUGUCGAUUUCUCUUGUUGACAAGUUACAAAUAAAUUUCAAAUUAACUUCAUAUGGUACAAUAAAGAAAAAUAGAAGAGGUCUGCCAUUGCAAUUUACAAUACCAUUUCUUAGACCACCACACUCCAGUAUGUUUGGAUUCAGACCAAACUGUACUUUAGUCUCCUAUUUACCCAAAAAGAAUAAAAAUAUACUACUGGUUUCUAGUUAUCAUAAAGAAGAUGAGAUCGAUGAAAGUACAAAUAAUCUAAAUAAACCAGUUAUGAUAAGAGACUAUAACAAGACCAAAGGAGGCGUAGAUACCGUGGACAAACUCUGUGCUUCGUACAAUUGUGCUAGAGGGACCAGGCGAUGGCCUAUGGUCGUUUUUUAUUUGAUGCUGAAUAAAGGGGGCAUUAAUUCCCAAGUAAUUUUUUGUGCGAAUAAUCCGACCAUCAACAUUUUAAGAAGAAAUUUUUUACGCGAUUUAGCAAAUGAUCUGAUUAAACCUCAUUUAGCUGCACGGGCAUGUUUGACAGGUCUUCCACGGAUACUGAAGCUUCGCCUUCAAGAAAUCACAGGCGUAGAAUCAACUGCUGUUGAAGUCAAUAUUCCACCAGGUCGAUGUGAGGAAUGUGGAUGGCGAAAAAAUAGAAAAACAAGAUUUUUUUGUUAUCUUCGUAGGAAAUAUAUAUGUUUGGAACAUGUUACAUCACUAUGUUCAGGGUGCAAACAACCCCCGAUGGAGGUUGAAUAA